Messenger RNA from Entrophospora sp. SA101, 759 nucleotides. Lineage: Eukaryota; Fungi; Glomeromycota; Glomeromycetes; Entrophosporales; Entrophosporaceae. The record is from the annotation of a GenBank genome assembly.
AUGAGUACCAAUAAUGAUAACAACACCGAACAAACCAAGACUGGUUCCACCGCCAAAUAUUAUGCCGGUGCUGCUGAAGAGAACCUUGGAAAAUUGGUCGGUAGCGAUAAAAUGAAAGUUGAAGGCGAAUCUAAAAAAUUAGAAGGCCAAAGUGAAUAUGAAGGAGCCAAAAAUCAAGGUUAUGUAGAAGGUACCACAGAUAAAGUCACUGGUACAGUCAAAGAAACAGCUGGCAACGUCGUCAACGACGAUAAAAUGAAGGCAGAAGGAAAUGUAAAAAAGAACAAGGGAGACACACAACAAUAUGGUGGUUCUGAGGUAGCAAAGAACUAUGAAGGAAAGAAAUCUACAAAAUGGCUCUUUGAAGCAGAUUUAAAAUUGCCAAAGGUUCUCAAAGACAUGCUUUUGCUAUUAAACAGUCAUAUUUCUGAUAUGAAAGAAAGAAGGAAACUCAUAACUGUUGGCUACAUCCAUGGGGGUCUUCAACUUAUGUUUAUGACUUUAGAUAAUCCUGCUGGGUAUGUUUUCUGUCUUGUAAAAAGUUCAUUAUACAGUAUUCCUGUUUCUUUCCAAAAUUUUACAGAAGCACUGGAGUUGAUUGCUUCUGUAUGGACAAUGAAGCAAAAGCCUGUGAAAUUUGGUGGCCCAAUGAUAAAAGGAGCUGAUCAAGAAAAUCAAAACACUAAUAUCUCAAAAAAAAGAUCUAUAUCAAAAAAUGAUACUCCGAUUUCAAACAAGAGAAUAAAUAUAAAUGAUUGA